Rhopalosiphum maidis (corn leaf aphid) is the source of this 1942-nucleotide messenger RNA. Its product is annotated as RNA-binding protein 34-like. The record is from RefSeq and is a predicted model, not a curated record. Lineage: Eukaryota; Metazoa; Arthropoda; Insecta; Hemiptera; Aphididae. The transcript is spliced from 7 exons. Gene Ontology annotation, molecular function: RNA binding. The coding region runs from base 96 to 1859 and encodes 587 amino acids.
UCAUACUUUUUCAUGUCACAAUUUAUUACAUAGUAGUCAGUAGUCACUGUUUACGUAUAUUUAAACACAAAUUUUUUUCUUAAGUCAAAUUUAUAAUGGAAAGUUUGACUUCAAGUAGUUCAGAAUGGGAAGAGGAAUUGGAAACUGCAGCUGUUUUUGCAAUUUUGAACAAACAAAAUAAAAAAUCCACCAGAUCAUGCUGGGUACAUGAAAUUAAUAAAAAAAGGUUAAAAUUAGGAGAAUUCCAUCGUCUAGUUCAUGAAUUACGAAAUGAUCCAAGACGAUUUCACAUGUAUUUCCGAAUGACAAAAGAUGAAUUUGAUUAUGUACACAAUCUUAUUAAAAAAGACAUACAAAAACAGAGCACUCAAUUUCGAAAACCUAUAAGUACCGAAGAAAGAUUAGCGGUUUGUUUGAGAUAUAUCAUGGAUAAUGAGUACAAAGUUGGAGCAUUGUGCGAUUUGAUAGCAUCAAAUGGAAAUAAAAAGAAAACUAAAAAAGAUAAAAAGGCGAAAGAGAAUAUUGAAUGUCAACUCCAAUCAGAUACAAAUUUGAAUGAUUUAUCUAAAAAUGAAAAUGCAGAAAAAUCCAAGAAGAGAAAAUCCAAGAAUUCAAAUGAACAAUCAAUAAAAAAAAUUAAAAAAAAUAUUAAAAUUUCUUUAGUUUCUCCACAAAUUGAAACUGUUGAUAUAAAACCAGAAAAAAAUUUAGAAACCAAUAAAACAAAUCAAAUUAAUGAAGACACAAAUUCAGGAGUUAUUGCAUCUACAAAUUUUGAAAAAAAAAUAAAAAAAAACAAAAAUAAAAAAUUGAAAGAUAAUUCAAAUAAACUUAAUUAUAAAAAAAAGAAAAUUGAUAAUAGUUCUGUAGUUUCUCCACAAAUUAGAGUUGUUAAUAUUAAACCAGAAAAAAUUGCAGAAACCAAUAAAACAAAUCAAAUCAAUGAAGAAACAAAUUCAGAAGUUAAUGAAUCCAAAAGUUUUGAAAAAACAAUUAAAAAAAAAAAAGACAAAAAAUCGAAAGACAAUUCAACUAAGCCUAAUGAUAAAACUAAGAAAAUUGAUAAAAAAUUCUCUACGACUAACUCAUUAGAUAUAAAAUCUUCUGAGGAUUAUACUGAAAAAGAGUCGAGAACUGUGUUUGUUGGAAAUGUUCCAGUUAAUGUUAAAAUGACUGCUGUAAAAAAUUUAUUUAAGCAGUUUGGAGAAGUAGAAACUACUAGAUUAAGAAGUGUAGCUGUCAAAAAUCUUGAUAUACCUAAACGUGUAUCUAUAAUGAAAGGAGAUUUUCAUCCGCAGAGAGAUACUGCUAAUGUAUAUGUACGUUUCAAAACUAUCGAACAGGCACAAAAAGCAUUGGUUUUAAAUGCCACACAGUUUGAAGGACAUACAAUAAGAGUAGACAUGGCUUUAAAUACAGGUCAUAAGCAAAAUAUGAAAAAAGGAAUAUUUAUUGGAAAUCUACCUUAUAGUAUUCAGGAAGAUGAAAUAUGGGACUAUUUUAAAGAUUGUGGAUCAAUAUCAGCUGUGCGUAUUGUCCGUGAUAAUGCAACAGGUGUGAGCAAAGGUUUUGGAUAUGUAGAUUUUGAAAGUAAAGAAUCUGUUGAAUUAGCUAUGCAAAUCCAAGGGAAAAAGGUUCAAAAUAGAGAAAUUCGCAUUAAAAGGAUUGAAACAAAAAAAAAUACAAACAAGGUGUUUGACAAAAAAUCAUCACUAUUUAAAAGAACCAAACCUAUUGUUAGUAGAAGUAGUCAAAACUUCCAAGGAGAAAUAACGAAACCAAAAACACAAAAAAAGAAACAAAAGCCAACAAAAACUGAUUUAAUGAGAAAGAAGAUUGCUAAAAAAUUAAAUGCUUAAUCUAAUUUGUAUUGACUAAUAAAAUUAAAAAUUUGCAAAAGAAUACCUAUUUAAUUUUAAUUAAAAAUUAUCAACUAGUUGAA